AUGAUCUAUCUAUCUAUCUAUCUAUCUGUUUUUGUUCAUAAUCUAUCUAUAUCUAGCUUUCUGAGAAUUUUCACAUUUUCCUUUGUUCUAUCUAUCUAUCUAUCUAUCUAUCUAUCUAUCUAUCAGUCUGUUCUCAUCUAUCUCAGUCUAUUCAUGUCUAUCUCAGUUUAUUCAUAUCUGUCUAUCUAUCUAUAUUAUAUGAAUAACCUUUUGUUGACUUUUGUGUGUCCCACCUGUGUCCUACGUGUGUCCCACCUGUGUCCCACCUGUGAACCCACCUGUGUCCCACCUGUGUUCCACCUGUGUCCUACGCGUGUCCCACCUGUGUCCUACGUGUGUCCUACCUGUGUCCCACCUGUGUCCCACGCGUGUCCCACCUGUGUCCCACGCGUGUCCCACCUGUGCCCUACGUGUGUCCCACCUGUGUCCUACGUGUGUCCCACCUGUGUCCUACGUGUCCGAAGCGCGAUACGCUAUACUAUUUCAAUUUCAAAGUGCCAGAGAAAAAGGAAUAAAAACUUAAUCCUCCCCCUCUUUCUCCCCGUCUCUCUCCCACUCUCUCCCACUCGCUCGCUCUCUCUCUCUCACGAUCUAUAUCUCACACUCUCUUUCUUACUCUCUCUCACUCUCUCUCUCUAUCACUCUCUAUUUCUCGCUCUCUCUCACUCUCUCUCUCUUAUUAUCUCUCUCACUCUCUCUCAAACUCUCUCACUUUCUCUCACUCUCUAUUUCUCUCUCUCACUAUCUCUCUCACACUCUCUCACUCGCUCUCACUCUUUCUCUCACUCUCUCACUAUCGAUCUCUCUCACUCUCACUCUCACACUUUCUCACACUCUCUUUCUCACUCUCUCUCACUCUCUAUUUUUCGCUCUCUCACUAUAUCUUUCUCACUCUCUCAUUCUCUCUAA
This is a messenger RNA of Acanthosepion pharaonis, 909 nucleotides long. The record is from the annotation of a GenBank genome assembly. NCBI's taxonomy places the organism in Eukaryota, Metazoa, Mollusca, Cephalopoda, Sepiida, Sepiidae.